Messenger RNA from Periophthalmus magnuspinnatus, 1581 nucleotides. RefSeq names its product high mobility group box 2a (gene hmgb2a). The record is from RefSeq and is a predicted model, not a curated record. Bases 163 to 798 code for a protein of 211 amino acids. Gene Ontology annotation, molecular function: DNA binding, bending. Lineage: Eukaryota; Metazoa; Chordata; Actinopteri; Gobiiformes; Gobiidae. Gene Ontology annotation, cellular component: nucleus. Gene Ontology annotation, biological process: regulation of transcription by RNA polymerase II. The transcript has 5 exons.
CGCGUGUUCCCUCAUUUAAACGUAAAUUCCCCAAAUCUGACCAAUCAGAAGGCGGCGUGGGCGGGACUGUGAAAGUUUGUUCGGCGGACAAAACAGUUGCGCUUCUCUCCUUCAUUCACUCGUCUUCUGCUGGUCUUGCUACGAACAGAAAACAGAGCCACAAUGAAGGACGCAAACAAGCCAAAGGGCAAGAUGUCCUCAUAUGCUUUCUUCGUGGCCACCUGCCGUGAAGAGCACAAGAAGAAGCACCCAGGAACCAGCGUGAACUUCUCAGAGUUUUCCAAAAAAUGCUCUGAAAGAUGGAAGACCAUGUCCUCCAAGGAGAAGUCAAAGUUUGAGGACCUGGCAAAGACCGACAAAGCCAGAUACGACCGUGAGAUGAAAGACUACGUCCCACCAAAAGGAGCCAAGGGCAAGAAGAAGAAGGACCCCAAUGCCCCAAAGAGGCCACCCUCUGCCUUCUUCGUGUUCUGCUCAGACCACCGUCCCAAAAUCAAGGCGGACAACCCCGGCAUCUCCAUCGGCGACAUUGCCAAGAAGCUGGGUGAGAUGUGGUCCACGCAGAGUGCCAAAGACAAGGCUCCGUAUGAGGCCAAGGCUGCAAAAUUCAAGGAGAAAUACGAGAAGGACAUGGCUGCCUACAGGGCAAAGGGUGGUUCUGGACAGAGCAACACUGGCAAGAAGGGAGGUCCCGGACGGCCCGCCCCCAAGAAGGCACAGCCAGAAGAAGACGACGACGAUGAUGAUGAAGAUGAGGAAGAGGAUGAUGAUGAUGAUGAGGACGAUGACGACGAUUAAACUGUUUCUGUUUGAAUAUUUUUGAGACGCUUCGUUUGGCUUCAACUUUUUUGUGUGUGGAUGAUUCAGCGCACUGUGAAAUGUCUAAGCAGUUAAAAUGAUUUGAAUUCACAAUAUUAAGCUUAAUUUGAGUAGUUUUGGUGCAUUGAGUUGAUUUUUAAAACUUAAUUUUUUCUUAUUCAAAUAACUUCAGGUAGGGUUCAAGAAUGGCACUUCUGUAACCCAAUAAUUCUUAACUAGCUUAUGUAUUUUUGUUUGGUCAAAAAUCUAAAAGAAAAUGAUGCAUUCUGAUUGACCAAAGCAACUAAAACGAGUUAUAUUCUGAAUUUAAAUCAUUUUAACUUGUGGAGAUAACAUUUUGUGGUGCAUUAUAGCCUGCUGUCCCUGUUGUCUGCCUCUGUAGGAAUCAGACUUGUAUGCUUUUUCAAAUUCAGGGAUUUAGUUGUUUUUUUUACUUAGACCCCCCCGCUUAUAUAUUCUCCAAAAAAUUCUCAUUUUUUGUCUCAUCUUUAGCCUCUUUAAUGGCGGGCUGAUGAAUUUGUGGACUGAACUUAUUCUUGGCAGUGGGCAGCAGUGAAUCAAAAGUUUUAAUGUUUCUCGAAGCACUGCUUGAGUUCUUUGUUUAGUGGUGGUGCUGUUUUUCACUGUCAUUUUACUACCAGGAUUUAUCUGUAGUUUAUCUGAUUAAAAAUGUUUGCAGCCAUUUUUAAUGUGGAUCUUUUCAAGUAGAUUUUUUUUUUUUUUUUUUUUUUGUAAUAAAAUUUUGUAUAUUGAUUUAUAAAA